AUGUCAAAACAAUCCUCGCUUCUAUCCUUCUUUGGCAGCAAGAGGCAAAAAACUGCACCACCUACGCCUAAGCCUGCUGUUGCAACGACUACCACCAAUACGACUCCUAGCCCUUCUCCUGCCAUCAGUGAAAAAAGAGAUCUGGACGACAUUGCUCCACCAACAGAAGACGACAAUGACGAAUUGGAUUCACCGAUUACGCCUCGCGUGAAGCGACCUCGUCGACGCUAUAUUCCCGGUCUCAGUGACGAUGAUGAUGAUGAUGAUGAUAACAACCGUGAUGAUGAUUAUAUACCAGAGAGCAUGGAUAUCACUGAUGUAGAAGACUCGCCAACACCCAAAGCUCCCCUCUCCGUUUCUCCUUUACAGAAUCGCAUCAAGGAUAUCUCUCUCGGUGCCAGGGCAAGAACCUUUGAACCAAAAAAGCCAGCUCCCAAGAAGGCUCUUGAGCCAUUCAAAUCAGCCAAAGCCUCUGAGGAACCUGAUCGAUACCCGUGGCUUGUGGAUAUCAGGGAUGCUGAAGGAAAUCGCCCAGGUGAUGAGGAUUAUGAUCCACGUACACUUUACGUACCAUCAUCGCACUGGUCCAAGUUUACGCCCUUUGAACGUCAAUUCUGGGAAGUGAAAUCUAAAAAUUGGGAUUCGGUGGUCUUUUUCAAAAAGGGCAAAUUCUAUGAGUUGUAUGAAUCCGAUGCGGAUAUUGGUCACCAAUUGUUCGACUUGAAGAUGACGGAUCGCGUCAAUAUGCGUAUGGUGGGUGUUCCUGAAUCGUCGUUUGAUGACUGGGCAGCUCGUUUUGUUGCCAAAGGUUACAAAAUUGUUCGAGUGGAUCAAUUGGAAAACAUGAUCGGCAAACAAAUGAGAGAAAAAGGCAGUACAAAGGACAAGGUCAUCCGAAGAGAAGUUACUGGCAUUCUUACUGCUGGUACCUUGGUGGAUCGAGGACUCCUUAUUGGUGAUGAGAGUGUGUAUUGCAUGUCACUCAAGGAAUACGAGGAUAACAACAAACUUGAGUUUGGUGUCUGUUUUCUUGAUGCUGCUACCUCCGAAUUCAACAUUUGCCAGAUCGUUGACGACAAAAGCCGCAGCAAACUUGCAACUUUACUUCAUCAGAUCAAGCCUCGAGAAUUGAUCACCGAAAAGGGUCAUUUGAGUGCUGAAACAACACGGCUUAUCAAAAACACAUUGACCAACUUGCUUUGGAAUCAAGUCAAACCGGGAAAGGAAUUCUGGGAUGCGAUUACUACCGAAGAUGAAAUACGACUUGGCGACUAUUUCAAAGAUGGGCGUCCAUCCGCUUUAACAUCGUUGGCGGAUAAACCUUUGGCCAUAUCAGCGUUCGGCGGUAUGAUGAGCCAUUUACGUAUGUUGAAAUUGGACAAUGAGCUUAUCACUGCAAAGAAUAUCCAUAUCUAUGACCCUAUUCGAGGCGCCACUUCACUUAUCCUUGACGGCCAAACGCUGAUGAAUUUGGAGAUUUUCGAGAAUGAUCAAGGCUCCUUCGAAGGCACACUUCACAGCAUUUUAGCUCGAUGCCGUUCACCCUUUGGAAAGCGAUUAUUCCGACAAUGGCUUUGUCAUCCCUUGCGUGAACCUCGUCGUAUCAAUGAACGCUUGGAUGCUGUAGACGACUUGCUUCAAAACCACCACAUACACGAAGACCUGAAUGGCCAGCUUGGUGCUUUACCUGAUCUAGAAAGAUUGAUUUCCAGCAUUCAUUCCAAGAGAAUCAAGGUGGAUGAUUUCUUGAUAGCGUUGAAAGGCUUUGAAAAGACACAGGAAAUGAUGGAUGCUCUUGCCGAGAACCGUGAUCAAUUCAAGUCACCCUUAUUCAAGAAAAUCAUCCAUGAGUUCCCCAAGAUUCAGGAAUACAUUGAUUCUUUGAGAAUGACUUUCCAUGUGGAUCCAGACGUUACUGUGGAUUACCAAAAGAUCACUGCUUUGAUUCCAAGGGACAACACCAACGAGGAAUGGGAUUCACUUAUGGGGAAGAUGCAAGCUGCAGAAAACGAUUUUGAUAAGCAUCUCAGGAAUCGUCGAAGAGAGCUUAGCUGUCAUAAGCUUGAAUACAAGCACAUGAACAAGGACAUCUAUCUUAUCGAGGCUCCAAAGAAAUUCGAUCCUCCUCGCCAAUGGGUGAAAAUUUCGGGUACAUCGGCGGUAGUACGUUACCUCGAUCACCAGCUCAAAGACAAGAUCCAAGGAUACAAGGAACUCAGGGAAACCAAAUCCGCCUUCAUCAAAGAUUUCAGCAAAGUGGUUUAUGAGCAAUUCGAUCAGAAUUACACCGUUUGGUUGAAGGCUGUUCGCUGUGUUGCCGAAAUUGAUGCAUUGGCUAGUCUCGCCAAAGCAUCUGCUUAUCUCGGAGAAUCGUGUCGGCCGGAGAUACUAGACCAGGAGGAGAGCGUGGUCCAAUUUGAGCAAUUGCGCCAUCCAUGUGUCAUUACAGGACCGGGCCAAUCCUUUAUACCGAAUGACAUUACGAUUGGUGGACAAGAUUCUUCCAUCCUCGUACUCACAGGACCCAACAUGGGCGGUAAAUCGACGUUACUACGACAGGCUUGUGUUGCAAUCAUCAUGGCACAAUUGGGAUGUUAUGUGCCUGCCACAUCGUGCCGACUCACUCCCUGUGAUCAAAUCUUUACACGUAUUGGUGCCAACGAUAAUAUCAUGGCCGGUCAAUCCACCUUUAUGGUUGAACUUCAAGAGACGUCAAAGAUCCUUCGUGAAGCCACACCACGAUCGAUGGUGAUUCUGGAUGAGCUUGGUCGUGGUACAUCGACAUUUGAUGGCUAUGCCAUUGCCUAUGCUGUGUUGCAUCAUCUUGCCACCCAUGUUGGAUGCCUGAGUCUUUUCUCUACACACUACCAUACUCUAUGUCAAGAGUUUGAACAGCAUCCUACUAUCAAAAACAUGCACAUGGACUAUUUCAUUGAUGAUCAAAGCAAUCGAGUGACCUUCUUAUAUAAGCUUGUGGCUGGUAUAUGUGCGAAAUCCUUUGGUAUGAAUGUGGCGCACAUGGCGGGUGUUCCUCAAGACAUUAUCAACAAGGCAUCCGAGAUGGCAGAGGAGUUUGAGCGCAAACAUCGAUUGAAGGAUUCAACCUAUGCCAUGGAUGUGGAUGGGCAGAAAAAGUCAUUUUCACCAGCAGUAUUGGCUGACAUGAGCGACAUUUUCCGUGGUGAGGUGGUGGAACCCAAAGUGUUAGAACGCAUGAUCAAGAGCAUUAUAAGGAGUCUUUAA
Messenger RNA from Lichtheimia ornata, 3243 nucleotides. RefSeq lists its product as uncharacterized. Gene Ontology annotation, molecular function: ATP binding; ATP-dependent DNA damage sensor activity; mismatched DNA binding. Lineage: Eukaryota; Fungi; Mucoromycota; Mucoromycetes; Mucorales; Lichtheimiaceae. Bases 1 to 3243 code for a protein of 1080 amino acids. Gene Ontology annotation, biological process: mismatch repair. Gene Ontology annotation, cellular component: MutSalpha complex; nucleus. The record is from RefSeq and is a predicted model, not a curated record. The transcript is spliced from 22 exons.